Oreochromis aureus is the source of this 2437-nucleotide messenger RNA. Its product is annotated as P2Y purinoceptor 14-like. The transcript has 4 exons. The record is from RefSeq and is a predicted model, not a curated record. Gene Ontology annotation, cellular component: membrane. The coding region runs from base 356 to 1336 and encodes 326 amino acids. NCBI's taxonomy places the organism in Eukaryota, Metazoa, Chordata, Actinopteri, Cichliformes, Cichlidae. Gene Ontology annotation, molecular function: G protein-coupled purinergic nucleotide receptor activity. Gene Ontology annotation, biological process: G protein-coupled receptor signaling pathway.
UGCACAUACACACUGUGUAGCAAUCCUGUGUUACGAGGAUCUUAUCACAUUAAAUGCUGUUAUACAUGACAACUUUAAUCUGCAUGCUCCUUCACUUUUCAAUGAGCUUGUUACGUCCUAGGGUUUUGGAAUGUAUGAGGCAACAUUUGUUCCUCCAGGCAAAUCCAAGUGUCAGGCCUUGCAGGUGAUUGGCUGGCUGAAACCCUGUGGAACACCAGGAAGCAACAAGUGGACGAUUGAGGUCACCUGUGUCUAUGAAAGACUGAUGAGCUGUCAUUUGGUGUGGCCUCUUUAGACUGAGAGCGCAGUCUGGGUGUGGGAGGGCGCGGUCUGAGAAUGCCUGCUAGUUAAACGCAUGACUUCAUCUGUCAACCAUACCUGUGAUCCAGUUGUCCCAUCAGUCAACCCUUUCUUUAUGCUGGUCUACAGUCUGCUGUUUCUGGUGGGUUUACUCCUCAAUGGCUUCGUCUUAAAGUUUUACAUUUCUCAAACUCAGCAGCAGGCAUCCAGCAGCUUGAUGGUCUACCUGAAGAACCUGACAGCUGCUGACUUCCUGCUCUGCCUCUGUUUGCCACUGCGGAUAACCCACUAUGCCAGCAGCUCUGGCAUUUUGCACAGACUUCACUGUAGCUUUGGAGCUACUUCACUGUACCUCAACAUGUACACCAGCAUCCUUUUCAUGGGGUACAUCGCUGUUAACAGGUAUCUAAAGAUCGUCCAUCCUUCAGGAACUCACGUCCUGCAGACAGUACGAAGUGCCCACAUCGUCUCCAUGGUCACCUGGGUUUUUCUCCUGACUCUAACAAUCACCUACAACAUUAUGUUUUUCAUCACUCACAAACCUCUGACCUCCUACCCUGGCUACUGUGGGGACUUCUUCAGUACAUCAUUCAGUGUCCUUCAUAAAACAUUUCAAAUCAGCUGCACCAUCAUCUUCUUGUCGGUGUUCAUAUGCCUGGUCUUCUUCUACUACAGCACCUCCCGCAGGGUGUUGCAGGCACAGCAGACACAGCUGGCCUCCUCUGAGAAGCUGGUGAAGUCUCGCAGGAACAUGUUGGUGCUGGUCAGCAUCUUCUGUGUUUGUUUUGUGCCCUACCACCUGGUUCGUGUUCCCUAUGCUUUUCUGUGGAAGAGCUCUGUGGGCCGGCUAUUGUACUACCUGAAGGAGGUGGCCACCAUGGUGUCAGUUUUCAACGUCUGUCUGGACCCUCUUGUUUACUUUUUCCUCUGUAAGACUUUUCGGGCCCACGUGAGAAAGGCAUCCAGGAGAGUCAACAAUCCAAACAAACAAACCAGGAGAGUGAGAGCAGCAACAAGCCAAACCAAUGAGCUGUAAAGAAAAGAGCUCAGACAUCAAAAUGAGGCUCAACUCAACAUUUCAUGGGGUGAUGACAUCAUGAUCAUUUUUUAAUUUUCAAUAUAUUUUCAAGAAUAGAAAACAAAAUAUUUUUCACUUUGUCAUUAUGAGCUAUUUUUUCACAUUAAUUUUGAGAUGAAAAGAAAAUGAAUCAUUCUGGAAUGAGACUGUAACAUGACAAAACGUGGACCAAGUGAAGCGCUGUGAACACUCUCUGGAUGCACGGUACCUCAACAUCACUGCUUCACACAUGGCUCAUUUUUAACCUCCUUCUUUCCACCCCAUGCUAACAUGUAGCUUAAAUAAUCACAUUUUAUAUCUUGUUUACUUUCUUUCAGUUGUUUUUUUCCAAAACCUGAUAAACGAUCACCAUGUUGUUCUUUUGUGGUUGUAUGAGAGUAAAACGAGCGUUGUUCUUUGUGACCUGGAUUGUGUCGUUAAUCUGUGUCACAGACUGACUAUAUGUCAGCACUUGUAGCUACCUGCAGCAAUAAUAGCAUGUUUGCAGAUGUAAAUGUCUUAUUAUCAGUCACAUUCUCUUUAGAUACUGUAGAAAAUAAUCUAAAGAUUUUUUACUUUCGUGCUUUAUUUAUGUGUACAUCAACAACGUGACAUGUGAAGCUGAGCUGAACUGAUCAGGAGCGGAGAACUUUUAACCCUCAGUUUUUUAGACUAUAGAACACUUAGAAAUAUCAUCAAUGUCAUUAACACAGCUCCAACAUUGCAACAAACCAAACUGUUUUAAAAAUCAGGUCUCAGAUUUAUUCGACCUCAGGCUCCACAGAUAUACAAGUACUGGGAGGCACAGACAACCCUGAACAAUAUGGCUGCUGUGCUUCUGUAUGUUUUAUAGUUUUGUAUGUUUUCAUGUUGUGCAUGUAUAACACAGCAGCUACUUCCUCCUACUGUUUCCACUGAGCUAACGGCUGAGGCUACAGUGAGAUUUCUCAACACAGAGCUAAUAAUAGAGUGUGUAUAGCUGUGGGAAAGUGUGUGUCUGUCCUGUACGUUGUGGUGAAAUAUGCGUUAUCUUUGCUCUUCUGUUGAUAGUUAUGAACAAAUAUAGCUGCAGUGAUAAAA